AUCGUUUGUGGGGGGAGGAUUUGAUUCUUGUCCUUUUGGGUUGGCAGUGUCGUAUAGAGUAGUGGUAUGAGAAAGAAACUAUUGGUAAGCGUCGUUCGAGCACAGAAUAUCCCGGUUCCAACCAACUCGGAAGGUGCUUAUGUAGUUAUCUCUUCGCCGCAACAAGACUUUUUUAGAACCGAGAAUGUAAAGGGCAGUGGUACAGAAAUAGUGUGGAACGCCAUGGAGUUUCCUAUUCAGGUGACACCAGAUACCUCCAAUCUAACUGCAUUUGUAUAUGUAGACCGCAAUGUUUCUAAAGAAAAUGCUGGAAGAGCUGAAGUUCCUCUCAACCAAGUUUUUGGGGAUGGUUCUCAACUGGGUUGGUAUCCUGUUUUAUUUAAACAAAAGGAUGGCUCUUGGCGUUCCCAAGGAGACCUCUAUUUAGAAAUAAGAUACACUGGUGAUGAUUACACUACUUACGGGAACAGUGGAUCUCCUCAACCUUAUAGCAACGUUCAAGCACCACCUCCAGUAUAUGCGCAACCUGGUGGAUAUUAUGGUAAUCCUGGUCAGAUGCGUGCCACUCAAAUAUUAGACGACCCAGUGACUAGACAGCAAAAUGCAUACUUUCAAGAGCGACAGUUACGCUUGCAAGAAAUACAAACUUGCAUUGACUGUGCAAUGUGCUUGGCUUGUAUAGGCUCCCUCAUCGCUCUGGAUGCGGGUGCUUUUUGAUACUUUCGAUACAUUCUGUAUACACAUAUAUAGUAUAUGUUAUCAAUUGAAGCAUAUUUGUUUUACCAAAACGAUGUUGAUGGUUUAUAAUAAAAACAGAGCAGGAGGG
Molecule: messenger RNA, 826 nt
Organism: Galdieria sulphuraria
Lineage: Eukaryota; Rhodophyta; Bangiophyceae; Galdieriales; Galdieriaceae
Exons: 5
Coding region: 67-717 (216 amino acids)
Source: RefSeq, a predicted model, not a curated record